CUCCGGCUGUGCAUGGUGUUGCUGCGAGUGUCCUAUCUUGGAAGUAAUCUGUGGCAGGUUCGAAGGCUAGCCAACAAGAGAUGGCUUUGUUCGCACUGUGUUCUCACGUGCCUGGUUCACAUUGAAGCAAGAGGCAGUAGCAAGUGGAAUACGCUCGUCGCUGCUGCUACUCUUCAUCACUCUAGCAUUCUGACAGUUUUGCUGGUGACAUCUGUUGGCGACAUCGAAAUUGAGCUGUGGUCUAAGGAGGCACCACGUGCGUGCCGCAACUUCGUGCAGCUCUGUCUUGAAGGCUACUACGAUGGCACCAUCUUCCACCGCAUAGUCAAGGGCUUUAUUGCGCAGGGAGGUGACCCCACAGGCACUGGGAAUGGCGGGGAGUCCAUUUACGGUGCGCCCUUCAAGGAUGAGUUCCACUCUCGGCUGCGCUUUGUCCGUCGUGGCCUGGUGGCCAUGGCAUCGGGUGGUGCUGACGACAAUGGCAGCCAGUUCUUCUUCACACUUGGCUCCUGCCCUGACCUGCAGAACAAGCACACCAUUUUUGGAAAGGUGGUUGGGGAAACACUGUACAACAUGCUGCGCCUUGAGGAAAGCCUAGUGGAUGCAGAAGACCGGCCACUACAUCCGCACCGGGUUAUCGCCACACAGGUUCUAGUGAACCCAUUUGAUGACAUCAUUCCCCGCAAGGCUCUGCAGGACACAGCUGAGGAGCAGCCGGCACCUGCUGUUUCCACAGCUGCUGCAACCAGGAACUACAAGCUGCUUUCCUUUGGUGAUGAGGCUGAGGAGGAGGAGGAAGAGCUUAUGGCUGUCGUCUCCAAGGAUAACAAAGGGCGCAGCAAGAGCAGCCAUGACCUGACAGAUGAUGCUAGCUUGAGCUCAGUGCCUGCAGUAGGCGAGUUCAAGCGGCCUGUCGAGCCUGAAAGUGCAGUUGACUUGGUACGGCAGCGGAUGCGCCAGGCUGCUCUUGCAUCUACCUCAUCUGUGGCAGAGCAAAACUACUUCGAGGAGGAACGCCAGAAGGCCUCUGCGCAGCGCAUUGGAGAGAUCCGCAAAGAGUUCAGAGAGCUGAAGCGCCAAAUGCGGUCCAAGGAACAAGCCAAGCUGCAGCUAGACCAACAGUCAUCAGAGUGUCAUGCAAAGGAGGAUGAGGGGGAUGAUCCAACAAACCAGCUGAUGCGUGCCUACCGACAGGAGCAGCGUGUGUACACAGAGAAAAAGCAGAAUGUGCUCCCUAAGGGGGCUCAGAGGGAGCAGAAGACACUGGAGGCCCUUGCCCAGUUCCAAACCAAGAUGGCCGAGCACCUGUCAGUGAAAGAUGACACCCACCACAGAGGAAAUGAUGAAGACAGUCCAGAUGACAUGUCAGACCGAUGGCUGUCACACCAACUUCAUUUCGCUGAGCAAGGCCCUGUGCUGGCAAGAGACGCAAGCGUGAUGGAUGCCGAGGAGGCGUACAGCAUUGACGACCCGCGUAAUGCCAUGAACGAGAGGCGCCGCAAGCGAACACAUCAUGAACACAGCGGUGAUAGGCGCCACAAGCGACACAGGUAGCAGGUGCUGUCGGUCUAAGAACUCAUCUUUGAAUGCAACUUCUUUACAAUGUUUCAAUUUGGCCUAAAGACAAAUGUUCGAUGCACCUGGUAUUCAGGAUGUGUGAAGAAAAUUAUCAAUACUCCACCCUAUAAAGCUGCUCUUACUUUUGUGGUGCCUUGCAGUGAUGCCUGUUGUAAAGUGUUGUAAGCUGCUGCCAGUGUUUUGCCACCUCAGGAGAUAGCAUGGUUUUGCUGUGUUCUUCUUAGCCAAGCAUGGCUGGUGGGCUAUUUCCUUUUCUGGCUUGUUUCCAGAAUUCUGUGUUUUAAUUAGCAGUGCCAACCAUUGAAGUGAACCACAUUGCAGCAACGCAUGUUUUCUCACUAUGUAUAAGGUAGCAAGACAACUGUUGUGUUGGUCGCAUCAUGGCUUGUAAAUGAAUGGUUUCUGCACUACCCACAUCAUCGAAAUUGGCUGGAAAGCCACAUGCUGUUUGUCUGUGCUUGUUGUUCACAACAAAAUAAAUUGUCUUUUUUGUUCAAUAACAAAAUAUUGUACACAAUUAGUGAUUUGUGGGAAUGUCGGUUCUUAUAGCUGCAUAAACAUUUAGUGCAUGUUGCUGAGUGCUUUGGCACUUCACUAUUAUAUUGUUGUCUCAUGCUUCCUGAAUUUUAUCAAAUGCUGUGUUGGUAAGAAAGGGCGUGAGUGUACAAAGCAAUACCUAGACGUCUCUGAGCUUUUGAGAAAGGCUUAUCAUGUCAAUGUAGCGCAGUACAUGCAAGGUAAAGUAAGGAUGCCUUAGUUUCUUUAUUUAAUAAUAGGCCUGUGUGAAUAUUCGAUAGCUCUGAAUAUUGCAUCAAACAUUAUGCUAUUCAAUAUUCCAUUUGGCUCGAACAUUAGUAUUCAAGGUUCGAUCGAAUAUGCCUACAUAUCUUUUGUGUAUAAGCCACAUUCACAAUACAACACCACGAAAAGAAGAAAGAGUUGCAACUCAAGACGGCAGAAACCUGGAGGCUUACGAAGAGGGUUCUACAUGUACUUAAAUUGAGGACGACGCAACUAGCUAUGGAAAGAAGAGUGGUGGGUGUAACAUUAAGGGAUAAGAAGAGAGAAGAUUGGGUGAGGGCACAAACGCGAGUUAAUGACAUCUUAGUAAUACUUGUUGGGGGGGCUAGUUGGUGCAUGUUUCCAGAAGAGGGUUGUAGCGCCGAAAAACACAACACACAGCAAGCGAGACGGGACAGGCGCAACUUCCAACUGUUUAUUCACCGCGUAUGCGAAUGAAUAUAAGGGCAAAUCAAGAUGGGUAGCAAAAACGACACAUGCGCGCCAGGGUUUUUACAAAAAAGCGAGGGUUUUUACACAUGCACCUGUCCCAUCUCAUUUGCUGUGUGUUGUGUUUUUUGGUGCUACAACCCUCUUCUGGAAAUAAUGACAUCUUAGUUGAAAUCAAAAAAAGAAAUAGGCAUAGGCAGGACAUGUAAUGAGGAAGAUAAUCGAUGGUCAUUAAGGGUUACGGACUGGAUUCCAAUAGAAGGGAAGCAUAGCAGGGGGCAGCAGAAAGUUGGGUCGACAGAUGAGAUUAAGAAGUUUGCAGGGACAACACGGCCACAAUUAGCACAUGUCUGGGGUAGUUGGAGGGGAAGGGCCUUUGCCAUGCAGUGGGCAUAGCUAGGUCGCUGCUGCUAAUGAUGAUUAUGGAUCCUCCACAAUAAGCACGCGAGUGCCGAACUUUAGCUUGUUGGUUUCAGGUCUCAUGGUUAUUACUAACAGAAUGGUGUGAUAAACGAACAAAGGCUUGGAGGCAUCCAGUCAUUUUCUUUGUCUCAUGGUGUUGUUUCAUGAGCACCGUGAGUCUCCAGACCAACUAGGAAAGGAGGUUUGUUGCAAUCGCUUCUUAACUGUAUUGCCACCAAACCAACGGUGCUCUCAAUGACAACUUUUGGACAGUAGAAUGCUUGCACCCAGCAAAGUCUAAGAAGGAAGCAUUCAGGAUGUGCAAAUUGCUGAAGGGGCUUACACACAAAGAUGAUUACAAAGAUACACAAAGAUGAUUUCUUCUUUAUGGGGGAUUGUUUCAGAGGUCAUUCCGUGGCAAAAGUGCUAGGUGUUAGUUGCAGAGAAGCUUGUCUUUGCCCACUGUCAAUAAUCUGUUCCUUCUCCAGUGCCCCUGUGAAGUGCCUACUUUUUGGAUGCAAUGUGCUCUUCAUGCAUGCAUGCAUUUUUAGCUUGUAAAGACGUCUAUUACCCCUUGC
Molecule: messenger RNA, 3788 nt
Organism: Dermacentor andersoni
Lineage: Eukaryota; Metazoa; Arthropoda; Arachnida; Ixodida; Ixodidae
Product: spliceosome-associated protein CWC27 homolog
Biological process (GO): protein peptidyl-prolyl isomerization; protein folding
Cellular component (GO): catalytic step 2 spliceosome
Molecular function (GO): peptidyl-prolyl cis-trans isomerase activity
Source: RefSeq, a predicted model, not a curated record